CAGGAGGAGCGAGAGGCAGGAGCCAAACAAACAGACAACACAGCUGGUGUCUGCAGAGGGGUAAAGAGGUGAAGUGGCUUGCAACAAUAACAGCAGCAUCCAAGUGUGGAUUACCUCUGGACAUACAUCAUUUUCUUUGUGCAUUCUUCCUCAUUACCCGUGCAAAAAGUAAGUGAUCUGCAAUCUUUUGGCUCCGAGGGGUGCAAAUGUUUUGAGGCAUUAAAGGGAUUAGGACACAUUAGAGUGACAUUGGACAGUAUGGCAGGAGUAGCUAACCUGUGCCUCCCGGGCUGGGAUGAGUGGAAGACACAGAUGCUGGAGAAGAGGAGGAGGAGAUGGAGGGAGAGGGUGAGGGCGAGGGUGAGGGUGAGUCUUUGGGCUAAAGUGCAUGUGUGCAUUGAGGAGGAAGAUGAGGAGGAUGAUAUGGAGGAAGAGGAAGCAGAGGGCACAAGCAGUGAGGAAGAAAAAGUGAGCCAAGGUGAGGAAAAGGAAGAAGAAGGGAUAGUGAUGAGGGGAGCAGAGGAGAUGGAGGAUGGGGGAGAAAAUGACGUAGGUGGGGGGGUUAGGGAAGAUGGGGUGGGCAACAUGGAGGUGACAGAAGCAGGUGGAAGGGUAGAUGUGGAGGAAGAAGAAAAAGAGGAAGAAAAUGAGAUAGAGAAGGGGGUUAAAGAAGAUGAUGAGGAUGACAGGGAGGUGAUUGAAGCAGAUGAAAGGGUAGACGUGGAGGAAGAAGAGAAAGAAGAAGAAAAUGGUGUGGUGAGGGAGGAAUCAGAGGAUCUGGGGGAAGAGGAGAGUGUGGUGGAAAGGGAGGUCAUAGAGAAUGGGGAGGUGGAGAAAGUGGAGGAACAGGAUGUGACAGGAGCAGAAGAAAUCGAGGAAGAGGAGGAGGAUAAAGAAAAGGAGUUUCAUAGGGAGAGGGAGGAAGCUGAGGAACUUGAAGGAGGAGAGGAAGAAGGAGAAGAUGAGGUAGAGGAUGAAGUGGUUUCGGAAAGGCAGGUGAGGGGAGGAGAGCAGGUCGAGGAGGAAGAUGACGGGGAAGAGGAGCAUCAGGAACAGGAGCAAACUGGACAAUAUCACCUUGCAGAACCAUUCAGAGCACAUAUGAGAAGAACUGAGGAUGAAAACAUUUGGCAAAACCAAGAAGGUGCAAGCCGAGAACCAAAUACAGUCAAUGAAACCGGAAACGUGUCUGAUUCAGUGGAAUCCGAUUAUGAAGACUCUGACUUGACGGGAUCGGAGGAUGAAUUCUACAUCUUUGACAGAAUGAAUAAUGAAGAGAGAGCUGCUGAAAAACAAUAUCUUGAGGAACUGGAAGAUACUGAUGAUAAGUCAUGCAGAAAUGAAAACAGCAUCCUGGAAGCAUUGACUUCUGAGGAAAAAAAAGUUGAAGAUGAAAGCCAGAAGUUGACAGAUGAGAAAGAAACUAAAUCUCUGGCAACUCAAGAAGAAGAGCUUCAUGUUGAUCACGAAAAGCUUCAACAGGAAGAGGAAGAGUCUACAGAUGAGGAGGAUGCAGAACAUUCAACAGACGAAGAAGCAGGUGAGAACAAUUUGGUUAAGAUCUACUGCAAGGAAGAUUAUUGCAGGGAUGUAUUCCGCACCUUGACAGAGUUCAGGGACUCCUCCCUUCUCACUGACCUUACUUUGACAACGGAGGAUGGGAGGAGUUUCCAUGUACACUCCCCUGUCCUGGCUGCUGUCAGCUCCCACAUCCGAGAAAGCAUUAUUCCAAGCAAUAAACACAGAUGCAAGGAUAGAGUUGAUGAAAGGAAAGAUACAAGUUCUGGAGUCCACUGGUGGUCAGUGUCUCUCGGUCCAGAGGUGGAUCAUGUUGGAUUAAAGGCAGUUGUGGAUUUUGCCUACACUGGACACAUACCAUGUUUGAACAUGAACACUUUGCACCAGAUAAAGGCAGCGGCUCAAAUGUUGGGCGCCCCCAGGGUGCUGGAUCUCUGCGAGGAGGAAGAGGAGGUGCCCGAAAAAACUGGAGGGCAGAAGAAAGAGGAAAGGAUCUCGGCUGCAGAUCAAAUGACGAUAAGUCUUCAGUCAAUCAAACAGCUGUGGGCGGACAGAGUGGGCUGUGAUGUCAUUCUGGAAGCUCUCGGAGGAUCGCUUCAUGUCCACAGAGUCAUUCUGGCAGUGUGCAGUGACUACUUCCGUGGCAUGUUCACCUUGGGGAUGAAAGAGUCCAAUCAGUCCUGCGUGACCCUUCCCUUCCUUUUGGCUUCAGAGCUGGAGGUUCUGAUUGAGUGCUCCUACAGCGGGGCUCUCCCCCUCAGCUGGAAGUAUGUCUUCGAGCUCACCAGCACCACUCUUCAGCUCCAGUACCAACCUGCCCUCUCCUUGUGCCUUGACUUCCUGCAUCAAGAAAUAAAUCCUCACUCCUGCCUGGAUGUUGCAUCUUUUGCUGAGGCCUACGAGAUGGAGCAGCUUCUUGAAAUUGCAGAUGAUUUUGUCCUGAGGCAAUUCCAAAAGGUUGCAUGCAUCCCAAAGUUCAAAGACCUGCCAGCCAAACAGCUCCUAAAGUACCUGAACAGUCACUCACUCUGUGUUCCAUCUGAGCUUGUUGUGUUCAAAGCAGUGGUGACAUGGAUCCAAGCAAGGCCCCAAGUAAGGAUGAAUCUUGCUAAAGACCUAAUGAAAACCAUCCACUUUCCGAUUAUGACGUUCAAGGAAUUCAAAGAGGUUCAAUCUUUACCCAUGUGGUCUGAUCAUAGUCUGGCAGAGCUCUAUCAAGCAGUUUUUAAGGAUUUCUGUUCCAGUAAGACUCAGUGCCGGAUUUAUCUGCCAAAAGAGAGUCUGGUCUUGAUUGGAGGUGAACAGAUCUCUGAAGACCUGUGUAAGCGCAGCAUCAGCAGAGAACUCUGGUUUGGGAAUUCCCUAAGGAACCAUGGAGGGGUGAAAAAGGCCAUGGAGUGGAGGAAGUUGGGAGAUAUGCCAGAGGCAGAGAGGUUCAAUCAUGAGGUGGCUGUCCUCAACGGACAACUAUAUGUGAUUGGAGGCAAGAAGUAUUAUGGCAUCCACGACACCUUGAAUUCUGUUUAUAGGUAUGAUCCCCUUCAAAAUAGCUGGGAGAGUUUGGCUAACAUGCAGGAGAAGAGAGGUUCUUUCUCCGUGGUUGUGCUGGAUGGAAACAUAUAUGCCAUCGGUGGAUAUUGUGACCCCGAGUAUAGAGAGAGUGUGGAACGAUACUGCCCCACUGAAAACUCUUGGAGCUUCAUGUGGCCUUUGGAUCUGCCUCUAGCCGCCCAUGUAGCAAAGGUUUUACAAGGGCAGAUCUUUGUCUCAGGAGGGCUGAGCAACAACAACCAACAUCUUGCAUCCAUGUUUCUGUACCACCCAGAAACAGGAAGCACUUAUCUGGCAAACAUGGCUAAACCUCGAGCUCGACACUGCAUGGAGACCCUGAGUGGAUGUCUUUAUGUAGCAGGGGGAAUCACCACUGGUGUUGACAUAAAUGUUGUUGACCAGCUGGCUUGUGAGGUGUACAAUCCAGUGGCCGACUCCUGGACGGCCUUCACAUCUCUGCCAGUGCCACAUGUAGGAGCAGGAAGUGUGGUUUUGGAAGGAAAGUUUUAUGUGCUGGGUGGAUACAGCCAGGAGGACUACAGUGACACUAAGCUGGUCCAUCGUUAUGAUCCCACCACACAGAAAUGGGAGAACAUGGGCAAGAUGCCGGGGCCGAACAAUGACAUACGAGCAUCUCUGCUGCAUUUGCCAUCACAUUUCAGAUUAUAAGACACGUGAGCAUCUCUGGUGUGUUUGCCAUCACAAUUCCAAUUAUAAGACAUGCGAGCAUCUCUGCUGUGUUGGUCAUCACAUUUCCGAUGACAAGACAUGCGAGCAACUCUGCUGUGUUUGCCAUCACAAUUUGGAUUAAAAGACAUGCGAGCAUCUCUGUUGUGUUUGCCAUCACAUUACCAAUCAUAAGACGCUGAGCAUCUCUGCUGUGUUUGCCAUCACAUUACUGAUUAUAAGACACGCAAGCAUCUCUGCCGUGUUUGCCAUCACAUUUCCGAUUGUAAGACAUGCGAGCAUCUCUGCUGUGUUUACCAUAACAAUUUCAAUUAUAAGACACGCAAGCAUCUCUGCUGUCUUGGCCAUCACAAUUCCAAUUAUAAGACACGCGAGAAUCUCUGCUGUGUUUGCCAUCACAAUUCGGAUUAUAAGACGUGAGCAUCUCCGCUGUGUUUGCCAUCACAUUUCUGAUUAUAAGACACGCGAGCAUCUCUGCCGUGUUCGCCAUCACAUUUCUGAUUGUAAGACAUUGGAAGUGUUGUGCAUGAAUGUGCUAAAAUAAUUUACGUAAACAGCAAUGGUGUAGUGGAGGGUAUAUGCAGGCACAUGGGGUUUACAGUAUACCCACCUCCCAGCCAAAAAGCCACUGGAUUAUAUAGGAGAGUUCAUUCAUUUCAUCCUUGAUAGUCUACCCAUCUAGACGUAGACUCACCUCAUUAACUGCCACUACACCACUGGUAAACAGUAAACUGAAUUUAACAGUUUGCAACUUAUGAACUUGAACGUGAGCGUUGUUCACUCUUGCAACGGUUAACAAUGCUUUGUUUACAGAACUCGAGUACUAACAGCAACCAGCAUUGUGACAGAACAUUGGCAUUCCUAGUGCUAAUGGCACUUCAGACAAAGCAGCUACCAACAGAAAAAAAUCUCUAAUUUAUUUGCAAAUCAUGCCCACUGCGUCUAAAAAAACAAGUCUGAACAUUAGCCACAGUGGCAACGAAUUUGAAACACAUUAAGUUGAAGCAUCCGACCAGUCUUGGGAAAUGUCUGAGUAAAUGAUGAUAAUCACAAGAUUUUAAUUUAAUUAAAACACACACAUCUUCCCUCCAGGAGCAGGAGUCCAGGAGUAACUUGCCGCUUUACCUUGAAUUAGUUGAGAAAACAUUGUUUUUCUCAUAUGCCUCUAAUGAAUGAAGAAUUUAAAAAAGGUGAACAUUCUUCAUGAACUGGAGUCAUUUGGGACCAUGUUUAACAACAGAAAAACUACAAACCUUCUUCUGAGACCAUUUGUACAAUUGUGUUUAAAUUGUAAUGUUUUAUGCAAAUGCAUGUGUUUGAGAAGUCCAGAGCUUUCGACUGCAUAAAUGAGACUUGGAUUAUACUGCACAAGUUGUGUGAAAGUUUGUUAAAUCAUUUUUUUAAAAAGGUUCUUCUGUUGUUAAGCGUGACCCUCGCUUACUUCGUGAAGAAUGUUCACCUUUUCUCCGUUCACAGUGGAGGAAUGCAAGAAGAAGAAAGUUGAAUUCAAGGUAACACAGAUUUAGUAACUGAUAUACAAAUGGUCAGUUUGUGGGUGAAGUAUUUUUUUAAGGCAUGCAAAAGGUAGGCUAUCUAUUUUUGGUGUCCAAAAGGUGCUGUAAUGAAAUUGUUCAUGUUUUAGUUAGUCUUGGGAU
Messenger RNA from Epinephelus lanceolatus (giant grouper), 5411 nucleotides. RefSeq lists its product as uncharacterized. The record is from RefSeq and is a predicted model, not a curated record. Gene Ontology annotation, molecular function: protein binding. Lineage: Eukaryota; Metazoa; Chordata; Actinopteri; Perciformes; Serranidae.